UCACGUGACUCGGGGAAGAUGGCCGCGCUGACGGCGGAGGUCUUUGCAGCUCUCCAGAGCCUGCUGAAGGCCUCCUCGAAAGAUGUUGUCAGACAGCUGUGCCAAGAGAGCUUUUCCAGUUCAGCCCUUGGCUCGAAAAAGCUCUUGGAUGUUACGUGUUCCAGCUUGUCUGUGACCCAGGAGGAGGCAGAACAAGGCUCCCCGUCUGUCCCGCAGCUGCUCCAGGCUCUGCACCGCCUCACCAGGCUAGUGGUGUUCCGUGGCCUGUCCUCCGCCGAGGCGAUUCUGGCACUCUUUCCUGAAAAUUUCCACCAAAACCUCAAAAACCUGCUGACAAAAAUCAUCCUAGAACACGUAUCUACUUGGAGAGCUGAAGCCCAAACAAAUCAGAUCUCUCUGCCGCGCCUGGUCGACCUGGACUGGAGGGUGGACAUCAAAACCUCCUCAGACAGCAUCAGCCGCAUGGCCGUCCCUACCUGCCUGCUCCAGAUGAAGAUCCGGGAAGAUCCCAGUCUGUGUGGGGAGCAGCCCUCCGUGUCAGCUGUCACUGUGGAGCUGAGUAAGGAGACCCUGGACACGAUGUUAGACGGGCUGGGCCGCAUCCGGGACCAGCUCUCCGCUGUGGCCAGCAAGUGACGCGGCCAGCUGGCCCCCAGCACACGCCGUCCUCGCAGCAGGCAGCGGUGGGGACAUGGGGGCUGCUAUCCAGAAGGCGCGGUUGGACCAGGCAGAAGCAGCCAGGCCCCCGCGCUGCUUUUUCCUCUUUCCAAAGAUGGAGCAGAAGCUGCUGAUCUCGCGAGGCUCCUGUGUGGGACUUAAUGACCCCGUGGCAGCAGGAGGGAGCGUUUGCUUGGUCAGCCGCCUCCGUCUGGCUGAUUGGAAAAUUCAGGCCCAAAGUGUGGUGCUCGUCUUAAUAAGUUCCUUUCGCUCUGAUGAGCUCAUUUCCGGCUCUGGAAUGCACGCAGGGAGUCAGGUGGGAGACACCAGCAGUUCUGCUUCUCUGUCAGAGAAGCCAGGCGGAUCCCACAGGGCAGGGUCCCCUCUGCGUGCCUGCCUGCCCUGAGCCCAGAGCCUGCCCGAGCUCCCUCAGCCCUGCUGGACCACCUGGCAGCGAAGGAAGUCUGAAAUGGGAACUCAUUUCCUUCUCAUUGGAGCCAGAGGCCCCUUCCUUGAUGUAAUGCAGCCACUCAGGGUGAAGAAGUAGGAGUGAUUGGAAAUAAAUAACAGUUCUAAAAACUU
Lagenorhynchus albirostris (white-beaked dolphin) is the source of this 1239-nucleotide messenger RNA. It is a transcript of the gene COMMD9, whose product is annotated as COMM domain containing 9. The transcript is spliced from 6 exons. The record is from RefSeq and is a predicted model, not a curated record. The coding region runs from base 19 to 636 and encodes 205 amino acids. NCBI's taxonomy places the organism in Eukaryota, Metazoa, Chordata, Mammalia, Artiodactyla, Delphinidae.